Messenger RNA from Anneissia japonica, 18448 nucleotides. RefSeq lists its product as uncharacterized. Bases 95 to 18448 code for a protein of 6117 amino acids. The transcript is spliced from 92 exons. The record is from RefSeq and is a predicted model, not a curated record. NCBI's taxonomy places the organism in Eukaryota, Metazoa, Echinodermata, Crinoidea, Comatulida, Comatulidae. Gene Ontology annotation, molecular function: carbohydrate binding.
UAUAUAUAUAUAUACAUACAUACAUACAGAAAAUAACGUGUCAGUAUUAAAAAUAUAAAUGUUUUGUUUCAUAUCUUAUUGACCGAAUCCACUUAUGGUUUUGGAUUGCUACUGUAUCUAUGUAUUUGUCGUUUCGUUACCGGGUAGUGUUUUGAGGAUUCGCAGUUAUCAUUGUUUGUACCGUUGUUUCUUACCGCGUGAUUAUGUUAUACCAUGUGCAUCCGUUGUAAAAUCCACUGCUGUAUACUUGUUACAGUGUAUUAUCUUUGCAAUGAUUGUGACAUCAUAUUGUAUCAACUAUGAAACCGACGAUACCUACAGAUACCGAUUUAAGUUACCAAGAAUAAGGAAUGACGUAACUCGGUUUGAGUUUUCCGUUCAAGCCUCAAACGACGUGCACAUUGCACUAUCGUCACAGAAGGAAGAAGUCCGUGAGAUGUACGAAAUCGUCAUUGGCGGAUGGGGCAACACUAAAUCAGUCAUCCGACGAUGCAAACAGUGCACAAAUCUUGUUUCAGAGAGGCGUUCCAAUGGUUUUCUGGACUCGGGAGGGUUUCGAAAAUUCUGGAUCUCUUUUGCUGACAGCACAAUCUCGGUAGGCGCUGAAAACGAGCCGGCAUUUAUGGAGUAUACUGAUGACGAUCCGUUGGAACUUCACUAUGUCGGCUAUACUACUGGCUGGGGAAGCAAUGGAAAUUUUAGAUUCUGUGAAUUAGGCUUACUCCAAGUCGUGGCUUGCGAGCGUGACUCUGCCGAACUGCGAUGCAGGGGAUCUUCUCGUAUUGUCGUCAUGCACGCGACGUAUGGACGCACGAACCGUGAAACGUGUCCCAGUCGUUCUAUACGCACCACCGACUGCCGAACCAACGGAAAUGUCGCCGUCAGAGAGGUACGAGAACGCUGCAAUGGACGUCAACGAUGCCAGGUAACCGCAUCUAACGGAAUCUUUGGCGACCCGUGCCGCGGGACUCACAAGUACCUGAACAUUGUAUACCGAUGUGCUGGGGGAUAUGACGGAGAUUGCGUCGUUUACAGAACGGAUACACAAUACGAGUACCGUUACCUCAUUCCUAGGCUUGAGCAAGGAGAAACGCGUUUGGAAUUUAGCGUAAGGGCGCGAAAUGACGUGCAUAUAGCUUUUUCGUCUGAAGAACGUGACACGCCAGCCAUGUACGAGAUUGUGAUCGGUGGCUGGAGUAAUAGCAAGUCCGUUAUUCGUCGUUGCAAACAGUGCGAUAAUCUUGUUGAAAAAAGGAAGAGGGAUGGAUUUCUUGAUCGUCAGAUUUAUCAAAACAUUUGGAUUACUUUCGAGAACGGCUUGAUACAAGUAGGUUAUCAAGGGGACGACGCUUUCAUGGAAUGGCGUGACAAUAAUCCAUUGCCUGUCAACUACAUCGGUUUCACUACAGGUUGGAGAAGUGAUGGUGUUUUCCGUUUUUGUGAUAUGGGAAUAUUGCAUGUACAAUCUUGUGAGGGAGAAACUGGAACUAUUGAGUGUGGUCCAAACCAUUCCAUUAACAUCUACGAGGGAUUUUACGGUCGAAAAAAUAGGGGCGCCUGUUCCGAUGGACCAAUCAGAACCACUGAUUGCUCUGCACGAAGCGCACCCACCAAGAUAACAGAACGUUGUGAUGGCCAACAGCAGUGUUCGAUUGAUGCAACCAAUUCUGUAUUUGGGGACCCGUGUCGAGGCACCCAUAAGUACAUGAGGAUUCUGUAUUUCUGUAGACCUAACGAAGUUGUUACUACGGAAGCACCAACAGAACAGACAUCUGUGCAAAUUGUUGGUGACAACUGCCUGUUGUUUGAAACGGAUACUCAGUACCGUUACCGUUACACUCUUCCACGGAUCCCACAAGGUGUAAAUGUAAUUACAUUUCGAGUUAAGGCAAGAAACGAUGUUCAUAUUGCGCUGUCACCGGAAAACAACGAUGUAGAUGAAGAGUAUGAAAUUGUGAUUGGGGGUUGGAGAAACACCAAAUCUGUCAUUAGACGCAGCCGCCAGGGUGAUAACUUAGCAGUCUAUGUCAACAGAAAUGGAUUUGUAGACACAGAGGAGUUCCGACGAUUUUGGAUCAGUUUUCGCGGUGGAGACAUCCGUGUUGGUGAAGACGGAAAACCAGCAUUUAUGCACCUUCCUGAUGGCUCGCCUAUUGAUGUUCAUUACAUUGGAUAUACCACUGGAUGGGGUAGCGAUGGAGAAUUUAAGUUUUGUGAUUUUGGUGAAGCAUCCAUUAACAAUAUUCCGCCUGGGUUCCUAGAACGUGCAUGUGAACGAGAAUCCAUUUCUAUUGAAUGUGGAGCGUUGAACGUUUUGAUUUACAGCGCCAGCUAUGGAAGGCACAAUGACUGGAUAUGUCCCCACAGAUCAAUACAAACAACAGAAUGCGAGGCUGAUACUUCAUUGAGUGUCGCAACCGAGCAUUGUCAAGGUGCUCGCAGCUGUACAAUCUCAGCGAACAAUAAUGUGUUUGGCGAUCCAUGUCCAGGGACCUUCAAGUACCUUGAAGUCGCGUAUGAUUGUGUCCAACCUCCCCACUCAAAUCAAAUUUUGGAUGAAUGCGCAGCUCCCUUAGGGAUGGAAGAUGGCCACAUAGAUGGUAACAGAAUCACUGCUUCAAGCAAUGCUGGUGAAGAAUUUGUCCCGUCAGCUGGACGCCUAAAUGGCAAUGGCGCUUGGUGUGCGGGCACAGAUGAUACUGAUCAAUACCUCCAAAUACACUUGCCAUACUUAGGCACCAUCGCUGGGUUGGUGAUUCAGGGUAGAGCAACCAACCCUGCUUGGGUCGAGUCAUAUGAAGUGCAGUACAGUCGGGACGGAAGAAAUUGGACUCCUGUUGGGCUUAAUGGUCCAGCGAUCUUUCCUGGAAAUUCAGAUGGCGCUGAUACAUCCGAACAACGCUUUGCGCAACCAAUUGAAGCCAUAUUCAUUCGCAUUUUACCUAAAUCAUGGAGCGACCAUAUCUGCAUGCGAGUUGAAUUGCUUGGCUGUAAUGAUGGAGUACUUCCUGAGUAUGCCAUCCAAGAACAAGAAUGCAGAGAAUCACUUGGAAUGGAAGAUGGCAGACUAGCAUCCACACGGUUAUCUGCCUCAACCUCUCAUGACCAACGACACAUGGCUAUCAAUGGCCGCCUUCAAGCUCGAGGUUCAUGGUGUUCUCGUGAAUUGGACACCAACCAAUGGGUGCAAGUCAGCCUACCACAUCCGUAUACAAUAACUGGGAUAACGACUCAAGGACGUUCAGAUUACGACCAAUGGGUGACGUCGUAUAAGAUACAAUAUAGCAUGGAUGGAGCUAGGUGGCAAGAUAUCAUGUCCAGCUCAGGGAAUGCAUUGGCAUUUCCAGCUAACAGUGAUAGGGACACGCCAGUCACCAACAUAUUUGGUUCACCAAUCGUUGCCUCUGUCAUUCGAGUAAAUCCUCUUACUUGGAACGGUCACAUUAGCAUGCGCUUUGAACUUCUCGGUUGUCAAGUGAGUCAGCUGCCAGUGUCACAGACUAGAUACAAUGCCAUAACAUCAUGCCGUAAUCAACUUGGCAUGGAAGAUGGAACGAUUAUUGACGACCGUAUCACAGCCUCCAGCAUAAUGAGUGAUGCUGGUAGCACAUCCCAUGCUCGCCUCAACUAUGAGGGAGGUCGAGGAGAUUUUGGUGGCUGGGUUCCCAGUUCUAGCGAUGAAAACCAAUGGAUCCAAGUAUCUCUUGACUCGCCAAAGCAAAUCAGCGGAAUUAUAACCCAAGGCCGAUCAGAUGAUAAUCACCGUGUAACAUCAUACAGAGUGGAAUUCAGCGUGGACAAUGUUAUUUGGCGCGCCAUAUCAGCAGAUGGAAAUGAACCAAAACUGUUUGCAGGGAAUACUGAUAGAAGCAGUCAAGAGACGAACUACUUUCCAGAACCAGUUAUAGCUAGUUAUGUCCGGAUCAGACCUGUUUCAUGGGAACGCCGCAUCAGUAUGAGGUUUGAAUUACUAGGGUGUGAUGUAAAUGAAGAACAAGUUCAAACUUUCACCCGACUUGUCUGUGAACGGGAUACCAUGCAGCUGAUGUGUGUUAGAGGCACUAUCAACAUUGUGGAAGCAAUGUACGGACGUCUUAAUGAUGACAACUGCCCAAGUGGCCCAAUGAAUGAUUUUACAUGUACAUCAGAGACCAGUACAGAGGUGGUGAUGACCCCAUGCCAGGGCAGACAACAGUGCACUAUUACAGCAACUAAUGGCGUUUUUGGUGAUCCUUGUCAGGGAACAUUUAAAUAUCUUGAGGUUAAAUAUCAAUGCUUAGGAGAAGCAAUAUGUGCCGAACCAGUUGGAAUGCAAGAUGGCUCAAUAUCUAGCGACCGUAUCACUGCCUCUAGCGAGUACAAUCGCAAUUGUGGAUCAUCAUUUGGACGAUUACAGAAUACAGACAGAUCUGGUGCGUGGUGUGCACAGUCCAACGACCAGAGCCAGUGGCUUCAAAUCAAUCUCGGGGAGCCUCACACAAUCUCUGGUGUUCUCACUCAGGGACGUUCAAAUAAUGACCAAUGGGUGACAAGCUUUACUGUACAAUAUAAGAUGGAUGGUCAAGACUGGACAGAUAUAGUGGACAGUAAUGGAAACGUCAAUAUUUUCACUGGUAAUGAGAACCGAAACACUGUGAAGACAAAUUUGUUUCCAACAGCAGUAACAGCACAAGACAUUAAGAUCCUGCCACAGACUUGGGAAAGACAUAUAAGCAUGCGUGUUGAACUACUGGGUUGUGAAGCUACUGAAGGUGCUGCUAAUGAUGUUGUGAUCAAUCCAACUUGUGAGCCACAGACAUCUGAGGUUUGUGAGCGGGAAUCAAUGAGUCUACGCUGUCAGGUUGGUACUAUCAAUAUCCUUGAUGCUAUGUACGGACGCGAUUCAAGUGAAACUUGCAACCCAAAUCCAAGCCACAACACAGACUGCCGAGCUGCAACAUCGCUAGAGGAACUUAGAACAGCUUGUCAGGGUGAAAGGAAUUGUGAGAUCAGAGCUUCUAAUGGUGUUUUUGGAGAUCCCUGUCCUGGCACAUUUAAGUUCCUUAGAGUCAGUUACUGUUGUGAAGUUCCAGAGGAACCAGAGGAGCCUACAAAUCACCUAACUGAAACCGUGUGUGAACGAGAGGAGAUGCAGCUAUCCUGUAACGAAGGAAGUCUCAGAAUCCACAAUGCAUUCUACGGCCGUGCUGAUGAAGAAACAUGUCCCGGUGGUUCAGUUGGUUCUACAUCUUGUACUGCUGAAGGCGCACUUCAAAUAGUACGCAAUUCUUGCCAACGUCAGCGUUCGUGCGCUAUAGGAGCCGAAAAUCGUGUCUUCAAUGAUCCGUGUCGUGGAAUAUACAAAUAUCUCCAAGUAUCAUAUACAUGUGAAGCGGAUGAAGAAGAUUGUUUGGUAGCCACUGAGCAAGUGUGCGAACGUCAACCUCUUCAACUCCGAUGCAGAUCAGGUGAAAUAGAGAUCAUUGAUGCCAUGUAUGGACGCGAUGAGCGCAGGUCCUGUAGAGGCUCAAACAACUAUCCUGUCGACUGUGUAGCAGAAUCGUCUCUAGAACAGGUCAGAGCAGCAUGUGAUGGUCAGCGCAACUGUAGAAUCAGAGCCACUAAUGAUCGAUUUGGUGAUCCAUGCAGAGGUGUACGGAAAUUUCUUAGAGUAACCUACUGUUGCCGAGGAGCUACUGAGAGGGGGCCUGAACGGCCGCGCCGAAGGCCAGAGAGGGACUCCUCGUUCAGUACCUGUAUUGGAUGGGGUGACCCUCAUUACAUUACAUUUGAUGGACGUAGGAAAAACUUCCAGGGUAACUGCACAUAUACGUUUGUUCGAGAUGCUACUGAUGACGAACCAGCAUUCACUGUGAACGUCAAGAAUCAGUACCGAACCCGGCCACAUGUCACAUUGGCAGAAUACGUUUUGGUUAACGUUAGCGGUAUUCUGAUCCGACUAAACAGAAACUUUGAUACCUUGAUAAAUGGUGUGAGGUCAGUUCUGCCGUACAUCCCGUCAAACCACCUGUCAGUGUCCAUGUCUGGCAGAAAUCUCUUGCUUGUAACCGACAUUGGAUUCUGGCUUACGUGGGAUGGUAAUUCUAAGAUUGAAGUUGGAGUUAGCGCGGACUACGAGGGCAAUGUGGAGGGUUUGUGUGGUAACUAUGAUUCUGACCCCAACAAUGACUUAAUGCUUCCAGAUGGUUCUCUAACCGAUGAUGAGAAUGUAUGGGGUAACAGCUGGAAUGUUAUAGACAGUACACAAUGCCGUCCAAUUGAUGAGGAACCAGUUGAAUGCGACCCUGACAACGAAGCCCUCUACAGGGCAAAUGAUCAAUGCGGUAUCCUGACAGAUCCGAAUGGUCCAUUUGAACCCUGCUUUGGCAGAAUUCCAAAUGAAGGAAUCUUUGAAGAUUGCAUAUUUGACAUGUGCCAUAUUGGAGACACUGCUCAAUUAUGCAAUAACUUAGAGGAAUAUUUUGAUAGCUGUAGAGAAGCUGGUGUACAACUUAACUCAUUCAGGACACCAACGCUUUGCCCACUGCAAUGUGGAGAAAAUAGCCACUAUGAAUCUGCUAUGUCAGCCUGCACUCCCUCGUGCGUCUCCAACGAACCUGCAGAAGACUGCGAAGAGCCAGAAUUAGAAGGAUGCCAAUGUGAUGAGGGCUUUGUACUCAGCGGUACCAUAUGCAUUCCUCUUUCGGAAUGUGGUUGUACAGACGACGAGGGAUUCUAUUUCCCUUACCAACAUCGGUGGACCGCCCUCAAUUGCUCUAUGGAAUGCCACUGCGCUGCUGGUGGGGAGAUUGUGUGCAAUGAUAUGAGCUGCAAUUCAAACGCGGCAUGUCUGUCAGUUGAAGGAAACCACGGUUGCUUCUGUAAUGAAGGCUAUGAAGGAGAUGGUGUUGCUACAUGUGAAGAGGUUGUACCACAAGCAAUUACCAAUGAGGAAAUCGCUUGUGAGAAUGAAGAUAUCGAGAUAGAAUGCGGUGCAGAGAACAUUCUAAUUCAGACUGCUUUCUUUGGACGUCUGGAAGACGAUGUUUGUGAGGGCAAUGACAGAAAUCCAGAUCUUUCCUGUAGUGCAAACUCAGCACAGUUCUUGGUUGAUCAACAUUGCAACGGCUUACAUUCCUGCACCAUCCCGGCGAAUGUGCUCUUCUUUGGUGAUCCGUGUGAAGGCACAAGCAAGUACCUCAGAAUUACGUACCAGUGUGUUUCAGAACAAAAUAAUGAACGACAAGAAUAUUCUGCACCAUUUACGAUGAAGGUGUGCGAGCGUGACAGAAUGAAUCUUCACUGCGGCCAUUCCAACAUUGACAUCAUGGAAUCCAUGUAUGGCAGGACAGAUCCUGACAGCUGCCCUCAUAGAAGCAUCCAGACAACUGAAUGCAGAGCAGACAGCUCCCUCUCGGUGGUCCGUGAAAGUUGUCAAGGAGAACACAGCUGUACAAUUCGUGCUAAUAAUGGUGUCUUUGGUGACCCUUGUCGUGGAACGUAUAAGUUCUUGGAAGUUACAUAUCGAUGUGGUUUCAGUGGUGAUCAAUCAGCACUUCGUUCAGUCUGGGAAGGUAUUCAAGAAGAGAGUGGCAAGUGCUCUGGUAUUGGAGAUCCACAUUACACCACAUUUGACGGCAAGAGGCAGGAUUACCAAGGCAAUUGCACCUAUGUCUUUCUUAGAGAUGCCCUCAACAGCCCACCACAAUUUACUGUUUUUGUCAAAAAUCAGUUCCGUCAAAAACCAACUGUGACGCUGGCCGACCAUGUCAUUGUUAACGCGACUGGAUAUGAAAUACGAUUAAAUCAUGCCCAUGAGACAUGGGUUAAUGGUAUAAGAAUCCGCCUCCCAUUUUCACCACUUGAUGCCGAUCUGACUGUGGAAAUGAUUGGAAGAAAUGUCAUGGUGUCAUCGGGCAUUGGAUUUUGGGUAACAUGGGAUGGUAACAAUCGGGUAGAGGCUGGUGUGAGUGACCAGUACCAAGGCCAUACUGAAGGUUUGUGUGGAGACUACAACGGAGAUCCAGCCAAUGAUUUAAUAGUUGCUGGUGGUGGUACUACACAAAAUGGCAAUGAAUGGGGAGACAGCUGGAAUUCUGAUCCAAGAUGCGAACCAUCUGAAAUCGAACCAAGGGAAAUCAGUGAGGCUAAGCGUGCACUGUAUGCAUCUCCAAUAAUGUGCGGGAGGAUAACUGAUCCUGAGGGAGUAUUUGCAGCCUGUCAUGAAACGAUUGAUCCCGCUGGGCCUUUCGACGAAUGUAUGUUUGAUAUGGCUAACCUGGGAGACACAGUCCAAUUGUGUAACAACCUGGAGAAUUAUUUCAUCGCUUGUAGAGAGAGAGCUAUACCGGUUCAGACUUUCAGAACUGAUACUCUAUGCCCAAUAACUUGUCAGGAAAACAGCCACUACUCAACAUGUACAUCUGCAUGUCCUAUAACAUGUGCAUUCGAUGAUGAUUCAGACAUAUGCGAGGAACCAUGUGUAGAAGGCUGUGAAUGCAACGAAGGAUAUAUGCUCAGCAAUGGCCGAUGUGUACCAACAGAAGAAUGUGGCUGCAUGGAUCCUGAUGGCAUCUACCACAUGCUUGGAGACGAGUGGGUGUCGCCCAACUGCACUCUGGAAUGUAUUUGCCAAUCUGGAGACAAUAUUGUCUGUGAGGCAAUCACGUGUCAUGAUCAUGCUUCAUGCUCAAGUAUAGAGGGUGCUCAUGGCUGUCAUUGUGAACCUGGAUACGAGGGAGAUGGUAUAGAUACUUGUGAUGAGGUGGCCAUACCAGAGGAUGAUUGCGUGCAUCAAACCGUGCAGGUAUGUGAAAGGGACAAACUCAGGUUGGAGUGUGAAAGUGGAGAAAUCCGCAUCAUUUCUGCCCUGUAUGGUCGGGAUGAGGUAGAGACAUGCGAUGGCCGGCCUGACCAUCCGGUAGACUGCGCCGCUGAAAGCUCCUUUCAGACAGUUCAUGAAAAAUGCGAGAUCCGUAGCAGUUGCUCGGUAAGAGCACACAACAGAGUUUUUGGUGAUCCAUGUCCAGGUGUUCGCAAGAUGCUUCGAGUGACCUACUGUUGUGCCGGGGCUCGAGAAGCUCUAGAAUCAUAUACCCAACAUGCUUGUGAGAAUGAUCGGUUACGGAUGAAUUGUGGAGGAAAUCGCAUCGAUGUUGUCAGCGCAAUGUAUGGGCGUGCAAACCGAGAAAUAUGUCCAACAGGCCCGAUAGAAGAUACUGAAUGCAGUGCAGAGGGUGCCCUAGAACAUGUAAUGUCAGUUUGCAACAGUAGGAAAGCAUGCAACGUUGUGGCUCGUAAUAGAGAGUUCACUGAUCCUUGUGUGGGGACAUACAAGUACCUAGAAGUUUCAUUCCGAUGUAUUGAUAGUAAUGGUGAGGUUGUUGCACCUAGAAUACAAAGGAGCCGAGAAAGAAGGAAUAGAAACCGUCCUGAACGACCCAGUAGGAGGAGAGGGAGGCGAGGUUGCAAGUGCUCUGGAUGGGGAGAUCCACAUUACGUAAACUUUGAUGGAAAACGGUUUGAUUUCCAGGGCAACUGUUCGUAUACCUUUGUCAGGGAUACACUCAACGAUCCCCCUCUCUUCUCAGUCACUGUGAAGAAUCAGUUUAAAAAUGGAUAUGGAGGAGUAGCAUUGGCUGAAUAUGUUGUUGUCAAUGUUAGCGGACAUGAGAUACGUCUGAAUCGGCAGUAUGUAACUUUUAUCGAUGGCAGAGAAAUUGUAUUACCAUACUCCCCAUCUGAAAGUCUUUCAGUUGAGAUGAGUGGUAGGGAUAUCCUUGUUAAUACAGGCCAUGAUUUCUGGCUAACAUGGGAUGGAAAAAACCGUGUUGAAACAGGUACUGGUGAACAGUACCGUGAGCACUUGGAAGGCCUGUGUGGUAACUGUAACAGCAACCGACGUGAUGAUUUAGUGAAACCUGAUGGAUCCUUAACAGACAAUGUUCAUGAAUGGGGAGAGAGCUGGAAUGUUGAUCCGGUUUGUCAACCAAGCGAAGAAGUUACCAGCUCCUGUACAAAUGAUGCCCGUGCGGUGUACUCAUCCAACGAAUACUGUGGUAAAAUCACUGACACUGGCCCUGACAGCACGUUCGCUGCCUGCCAUGAUACCAUUGAUCCCCAAAUUUAUUUUGAUGACUGUGUCUUUGACACAUGCCACAUCGGCAAUGAUGAACAACUGUGUAACAACCUAGAUGCCUACUACCAGGCCUGCCGCGAAGAGGGUGUGUUCCUAGAAACGUUCAGAACUGCCGAACUUUGUCCAAUUGAAUGUGGGGCACACAGCCAUUACUCUCCAUGUGCUUCAGCAUGCCCAGACACAUGUUCCUUCACCAUCCCUGAAGAAGAUUGCGGAGAUAUUUGCGUAGAAGCAUGCGAAUGUGAUGAAGGCUUUGUUCUGAAUGGAAUAGAAUGCGUCUCUGUGGAUGAGUGCGGGUGCACAACUGACGAUUUCUUUAAUUACAGGGUUGGUGACAGUUGGAUAUCAAAUGACUGUACGCAAGAAUGCUCAUGUCAAGGUCUUGGAAUUAUUGCGUGUUUCAAUCUAACCUGUAGCUCAUCAGCCGAAUGCACAACCAACGAAGGUGUUCAUGGGUGUUUCUGUUUGCCAGGCUUUGAAGGUGAUGGUCUCGAAUGUGAGGAUAUUUGUCAUCGCGGAAUUGGAGUCGAGAGUGGCUUGAUUCAUGACUUCCAACUUCAGGCAUCAACUGAAUGGGAUCCAAACCAUGGAGCCUCCCGUGCACGUCUCAACAGUCUCCAGAGUGGAGCUCUGCGUGGCUCGUGGUCUGCAAAGUUCAAUAACCCCGGUCAAUGGAUUCAAGUGAACCUACCACACGAGUUCAUGGUAACUGGUGUUGUCUCUCAAGGUAGACAAGAUCUUGACCAAUGGGUGACUUCGUACCAAGUGUCCUACACCCUUGAUGGUGUCCAUUACUUCAGUGUUUUGAAUGAAAAUGAACAGCCAAUGGAUUUUGUUGGAAAUAGUGAUCGUAAUACACCAGUGACUAACUACUUCCCAGAACCGGUUGAAGCUCGUUCAGUCCAGAUCCGAGCAACAUCUUGGAGUGGACAUAUUAGCAUGCGAGUAGAGGUUCUCGGAUGUGACGAGGUACGCGCAAGCCGUACAAACACUAUUGAACCAGAAAUUUGUCUUGAACCAAUGGGCUUGCAAGACGGCACUCUGAUAUCUGCCAGCCUUCAAGCAUCCAGCGAAUUUGAUGACAGCUUACAAGCAGACAAUGCACGCUUGAAUGCUGUUGCUGAUGAUACAAAUGGAGGUAGCUGGUCUGCUCAGAAUAACGACCAUGACCAGUGGUUACAAGUUAACCUUGGUGAACCAGCAAUGGUUACCGGACUUAUCACUCAGGGGCGCAAUGGUAUAGAUCAAUGGGUUGAGGCUUACUCUGUUGACUUUACAGAAGAUGGAGAAACGUGGGAGCAUGUCUUGGACAGCAAUAAUGAAAUCAAAUACUUCCCAGCAAACAUGGACCAAAAUGGCCAUGUGACAAACCACAUACCGGUACCAGUGCGGGCAAUUGCUAUCAGGGUUAAACCCUCUGUCUGGUAUGGCCACAUCAGUAUGAGAUUGGAGGUUCUUGGUUGUGCAGUUCCUGAUGAAGAUAGUGAAGGAGGUGAAUGUAUGGAGCCCAUGGGAAUGGAAUCUGGACAAAUAUCAACACAGAGUUUGACUGCUUCAACGGAAUACGACCAGAACCAUGGUGCACGACGUGCAAGGCUUAACAUAGGUCGAGAAGGGUCAGAAACAGGUGCUUGGUCUGCCCAGAGGAAUGAUCAUUCACAGUGGAUCCAGGCCGAUUUGGGUUCAUCACAGACAUUGACGGGAAUAAUCACCCAGGGCAGGAGUGAUGUUGACCAGUGGGUUAUCACCUUUCAAGUGCAGUAUAGUCAAGACAGCCUGGCCUGGUUAGAAUUAGUUGGAAAUGGAAACCAAGUUGAGGAGUUUGUUGGCAAUACCGAUCGUGACACGCCUGUGACCAAUUUGUUUCCAACACCAAUCAGUGCACAGUUCUUGCGUGUUCAUCCUACAGCAUGGAAUGGACACAUAAGCAUGCGGUUUGAACUUCUUGGUUGUAACGAAGAGAUGAAUGUAACUGAACCAGAAUGCUCUAGUCCGCUUGGUAUGCGAGAUGGAUCCAUUCCAGAUGGCAGCCUUUCCGUCUCCAGUCAAUGGGAUGCGAUUCACGGUGCUCUUGGGGCCCGGUAUCACUCCAGUAGAACAUCAAGCAAUGUUGGCUCAUGGAGCGCACAGGUAAACGAUGCCAAUCAAUGGAUCCAAGUGGACUUUGGAACCCGCGAUAUUGUCAUGGUUACCGGAAUAACAACGCAAGGGAGAUCUGAUCAUGAACAGUGGGUCACUGCUUACAAUGUACAGUACAGUCAGAAUGGGGAAACAUUCCUAACUGUUAGUGAUGAAGAUGGAAACCCACAGGAAUUUGAAGGCAAUCAUAAUCAGUUUGCCGGACAGUACAAUUACUUCGCUGAGCCAAUCCAGGCCAGGUACAUCCGUAUUAACCCAACUCAGUGGCAUGGGCAUAUCAGUCUCCGAUUUGAACUUCUUGGCUGUCGAGAACCGAUCCCUAUACCACCAGGCGCAGCCAACUGCACUGAUUACAUGGGAGUGGCAUCAAACGCCAUCUCAAAUGAUAAUAUUCAAGCGUCGAGUGAGUGGAAUGCUCAACACGGCCCGCAACGUGGAAGGCUAAACAUUCGUCCAGACAGUGGCGGCAUUGGUUCCUGGUCUGCGCAAACUAACAACCUGGACCAAUGGAUCCAAGCCAACCUUGGUGCUGUCAAGACUGUCACUGGUGUAAUCACACAAGGAAGAAGUGGCCUUGACCAAUGGGUGACUGCAUUUGAAGUGUUGUACAGUAACGAUGGAGGUGAUUGGCAGACAGUUGAGGAAGGCGGUCAUACAUUGGUUUUUACUGGAAAUACUGACCAGGAGACUGCUGUUACCAACAUGUUCCCAACGUCGGUUGAAGCACAGUAUGUUCGCAUUCACCCUACUGCAUGGUUUGGUCACAUUAGUCUGCGCUUUGAAAUCUUAGGCUGUAGAGGUGAGGAAGUGGAGGUAGAAAUUCCUGAAGAUUGUACAACACAUGCUUUGGGUAUGCAGUCAAGAGCUAUCCCAUCAGGAAACAUCCGUGCUUCGAGCGAGUACAAUGCUCAACAUGGUGCACGCCGUGCUCGACUGAACAUCAUACCAGACAGUGAUGGCAUUGGAUCAUGGGCAGCCAGGAGCAAUAAUCGUGAUCAAUGGAUCCAAGCUGACUUGUUUAUAGCGAAACGUGUGACUGGUGUGGUAACCCAGGGACGCAAUGGUAACUACGACCAAUGGGUGACAUCGUUUGAGGUCCUAUAUGGUAUGGAUGGUAAUAAUUGGGAGACGGUUACUAGUAACAGCGGACAACCGAUUGAAUUUGUUGGUAAUAAUGACAAGGAUACUCCUGUUAGCAAUCUAUUCCCAGUUGAGAUACAAGCACGUUUUAUUCGAAUCCAUCCUCUGCGAUGGAAUGGGCACAUCAGUAUGAGAUUUGAGAUCCUUGGAUGCCCAGAUACUGAACCAGCAGAACAGUUCUGCACUGGAGCUUUGGGAAUUGAGAGUCGUGAUAUCCAGUUAAUAGCAUCCAGUGAGUAUAAUGCACAACAUGGAGCUACACGUGGUAGACUCAACAUCACACCAGGAAGUGGUGGUAUUGGUGCUUGGGCUGCACAAUCCAACAACCAAAACCAAUGGAUUCAAGCUGAUAUUGGUGCUUUGAAAGAAGUAACUGGAGUAAUCACACAAGGUCGCAACGGAGGCUAUGAUCAAUGGGUGACAUCAUAUAAAGUAUCUUACAGUAUUGAUGGCAGUAACUUUCAACCAAUCAUGGGAGCUGGUGGCCAGGCAGCUGAGUUUGUAGGAAACAGUGACCCAGAUACAGCAGUUACCAAUCUGUUUGCUGCCCCCGUACAUGCUCAAUAUGUACGUAUUGAACCAAUUAGCUGGAACAACCACAUCAGUAUGAGGAUAGAGAUAGUUGGAUGUCCAGAGGAAAUUGAAGAUGAAAGAUGCAGAGACCCAAUGGGUAUGGAGUCCAUUGAUAUUCCAUCAAACAAUAUUGAAGCUUCCAGUGAGUACAACGAUCAACAUGGUGCACGCCGUGCUCGCCUAAACAUAGCUCCUGACAGUGAUGGCAUCGGAUCAUGGGCAGCAAGAACAAAUGACCGGGACCAGUGGAUCCAGGUAAACCUUGGAGAGGUGAAGGAAGUGACUGGUGUGAUAACUCAAGGAAGAAAUGGCAACUAUGACCAAUGGGUAACUUCUUAUGAAGUCUUGUACAGCAUGGAUGGCAGCAACUGGGAAUCCAUUCUUGGGAGUGAUGGACAACCAAAGGCAUUUGUUGGCAACAGUGACAAGAACACUCCAGCCACAUCUCUAUUCAUUGAGCCACUGACAACUCAAUAUGUUCGUAUUCAUCCACUAGCAUGGAAUGGACACAUCAGUAUGAGAUUUGAGGUUCUAGGUUGUGCAGUUCCUGUUGAAGACACUACUGCUGAUUGCCGAGCACCAUCUGGGUUGGAGUCAUUUGCAGUCCCAUCAGCUGCUAUAACAGCUUCCAGCGAAUACAAUGCUCAACAUGGCGCACGUCGCGGUCGACUCAACUUAGCUCCUGAUGGUGAUGGCAUCGGAGCGUGGGCUGCAAGGGCAAAUGACCGUAACCAAUGGAUCCAAGUCAACCUGGGAGAGGUGACAGAAGUUACUGGUGUGAUAACUCAAGGAAGAAAUGGUAACUAUGACCAAUGGGUGACUGCUUAUGAAGUGCUUUAUGGAAUGGAUGGCACCAACUGGAAUUCAAUUCUUGGAGCAGAUGGACAAGCAAGGGAAUUUGUUGGUAAUUCUGACAAGGAUACACAAGUAACAAACCUGUUCCCUGCAGCAGUAAAUGCACAGUACAUCAGAAUCCAUCCUCUAAGAUGGAAUGGUCACAUUAGUAUGCGAUUUGAAGUCCUUGCAUGCCCAGUGGACGAUCAAGAACCCGAAGUUACACAUCCAGAGUCUUGUGUUAAUAAUGGCUUGGGCAUGGAGUCUCGAUCUAUCCCAUCCGACAACAUACAGGCUUCCAGUGAAUUCAAUGCCCAACAUGGUGCACGACGUGCUCGACUGAACAUUGUACCAGACAGUGACGGCAUUGGAUCAUGGGCAGCCAGAGGCAAUAAUCGUGAUCAGUGGAUCCAAGCUGACCUGAGUGAAGUGAAACGAGUAACAGGUGUGGUGACCCAGGGACGUAAUGGAAAUUAUGACCAAUGGGUAAAAUCUUAUGAGGUUUUGUAUGGUAUGGAUGGCACCAACUGGGAGACAAUUAUGUUUACUUCAGGCAUACCAAUGGAAUUUGUUGGUAAUUCAGAUAAAGACACUGCUGUCACCAAUUUGUUUCCUGUAGAGGUUCAGGCCCGGUUUAUUCGAAUACAUCCUCUCACCUGGAAUGGACACAUCAGCAUGAGAUUUGAGGUCCUAGGUUGUCCAGGAUCUGAACCCGUUGAGGAAUUCUGUGAAGAUGCUUUGGGAGUGGAGACUGAAGAUAUCCAGUUAACAGCAUCCAGUGAGUAUAAUGCACAACAUGGAGCUGCACGUGGUAGACUCAAUAUCACACCAGGAAAUGGUGGUAUUGGUGCUUGGGCUGCACAAUCCAACAACCAAAACCAAUGGAUUCAAGCUGAUAUUGGUGCUUUGAAAGAAGUAACUGGAGUAAUCACACAAGGUCGCAACGGAGGCUAUGACCAAUGGGUGACAUCAUAUAAAGUAUCUUACAGUAUUGAUGGCAGUAACUUUGAAUCAGUUAUGGGAACCAGUGGAAAUGCAGCUGAGUUUGGUGGAAACUCUGACCCAGAUACAGCUGUUAAAAAUCUGUUUGCUGCCCCUAUACAUGCUCAGUAUGUACGUAUUGAACCAAUCAGCUGGAACAACCACAUCAGUAUGAGGAUAGAGAUAGUUGGAUGUCCAGAGGAGCUGGAAGAUCAGAGAUGCAGAGAUCCAAUGGGUAUGGAGUCUCUUAACAUUCCAGCAAGCAGUAUUCAAGCUUCCAGCGAGUACAACGAUCAACAUGGUGCACGUCGUGCUCGUUUGAACAUCGUACCAGACAGUGGCGGUAUUGGAUCAUGGGCAGCAAGAUCAAAUGACCAGAACCAAUGGAUCCAAGUAAACCUUGGACAGGUGAAGGAAGUUACUGGUGUGAUAACUCAAGGAAGAAAUGGUAACUAUGACCAAUGGGUGACUUCUUAUGAAGUCCUGUACAGCAUGGAUGGCAACAACUGGGAGCCUGUUUUUGGAAGUGAUGGACAACCAAAGGCUUUUGUUGGAAAUAGUGACAAAAACACUGAAGUCACAGCUUUAUUUUUCGAAUCUCUGACAACACAAUAUGUUCGCAUUCAUCCCCUUGCAUGGAAUGGACACAUUAGUAUGAGAUUUGAGGUUCUAGGUUGUGCAGUGACAGACGAUACAUCUGCAGGGCUAUGUCGUGAACCUGCUGGACUCGAGUCACUUGAAAUACCGUCAGCAGCAAUAUCAGCUUCCAGCGAAUACAAUGCUCAACAUGGUGCACGUCGUGGUCGACUCAACUUGGCUCCUGAUGGUGAUGGCAUCGGAGCGUGGGCAGCAAGAUCAAAUGACCGUAACCAAUGGAUCCAAGUCAACCUGGGAGAGGUGACAGAAGUUACUGGUGUGAUAACUCAAGGAAGAAAUGGUGACUAUGACCAAUGGGUGACUGCUUAUGAGGUGCUUUAUGGAAUGGAUGGCACCAAUUGGAAUUCAAUUCUUGGAGCAGAUGGACAAGCAAGGGAAUUUGUUGGUAAUUCUGACAAGGAUACACAAGUAACAAACCUCUUUCCUGCAGCAGUAAAUGCACAAUACAUCCGAGUCCAUCCUUUAAGAUGGAAUGGUCACAUUAGUAUGCGAUUUGAAGUCCUUUCAUGUCCAAGCGAAGAUCAAGAACCUCAAGUUACACAUGGAGCGUCAUGCAUCGAGAAUGGUUUAGGUAUGGAAUCCAGAGCUAUCCCAUCAAGCAAGAUCCAGGCUUCCAGCGAACACAAUGCCCAACAUGGUGCACGACGUGCUCGACUGAACAUCGUACCAGACAGUGACGGCAUUGGAUCAUGGGCAGCCAGGAGCAAUGAUCGUGACCAAUGGAUCCAAGCUGACCUGAGUGAAGUGAGAAGAGUAACCGGUGUGGUAACCCAGGGACGUAAUGGAGACUUUAACCAAUGGGUGAAAUCUUACGAGGUCUUGUACGGUAUGGAUGGCACCAACUGGGAGACAAUUAUGUUCAGUACAGGUGUGCCAAUGGAAUUUGUUGGUAAUUCAGAUAAAGACACUGCUGUCACCAAUUUGUUACCUGUUGAAGUUCAGGCCCGGUUUAUUCGAAUACAUCCUCUCACCUGGAAUGAACACAUCAGCAUGAGAUUUGAGGUCCUAGGAUGUCCAGGAUCUGAACCCGUUGAGGAAUUCUGUGAAGAUGCUUUGGGAGUGGAGACUGAAGAUAUCCAGUUAAUAGCAUCCAGUGAGUAUAAUGCACAACAUGGAGCUACACGUGGUAGACUCAAUAUCACACCAGGAAAUGGUGGUAUUGGUGCUUGGGCUGCACAAUCCAACAACCAAAACCAAUGGAUUCAAGCUGAUAUUGGUGCUUUGAAAGAAGUAACUGGAGUAAUCACACAAGGUCGCAACGGAGGCUAUGACCAAUGGGUGACAUCAUAUAAAGUAUCUUACAGUAUUGAUGGCAGUAACUUUGAACCAGUUAUGGGAACCAGUGGCCAUGCAGCAGAGUUUGUAGGAAACGCUGACCCAGAUACAGCAGUUACUAAUCUGUUUGCUGCCCCUGUACAUGCUCAAUAUAUACGUAUUGAACCAAUCAGCUGGAACAACCACAUCAGUAUGAGGAUAGAGAUAGUUGGAUGUCCAGAAGAAAUUCCAGAUGAGAGGUGCAGAGAUCCAAUGGGUAUGGAGUCCAUUAUCAUCCCAGCAGACAGUAUUCAAGCUUCCAGUGAGUACAACAAUCAACAUGGUGCACGCCGUGCUCGUCUGAACAUAGCUCCUGACAGUGAUGGCAUUGGAUCGUGGGCUGCAAGAUCAAAUGACCAGAACCAAUGGAUCCAAGUAAACCUUGGACAGGUGAAGGAAGUUACUGGUGUGAUAACUCAAGGAAGAAAUGGUAACUAUGACCAAUGGGUGACUUCUUAUGAAGUCUUGUACAGCAUGGAUGGCAACAACUGGGAAUCCAUUCUUGGAAAUGAAGGUCAACCAAAGGCAUUUGUUGGCAAUACUGACAAGAACACUGAAGUCACAGCUUUAUUCUCUGAAUCUCUGACAACACAAUAUGUUCGUAUUCAUCCCCUCACAUGGAAUGGUCACAUUAGCAUGAGAUUUGAGGUUCUAGGUUGUGCAGCUCCUGCUGAAAUCAGUUCUGGUAUGUAA